UAAAGGAAAAGGACACAUUCCUAUUGCACCGCAUAACACUUAACCUUCAUUUAACUUAACUUCGAUGAAGCUCUGCACGCAGCUUUCUAGUCUGAGGCUUCACGUAUGAGCUGUACGCUGAAAUAUAAUAAAAAUAAACCGUAGUAUUAUUACUUAUUGAUCGUGACCAUUCCGGGGCCACACCAGCGAGGAUGUCGUUUCUUUCCUGCUUCCGCGUGGGGCGACGCAGAGCCCAACCGAAGAAGCUGGAUGACGAGACCUCGACACAACUUAAGUAUGCAUCGUAUAACCCUUCGUUAAAGAUCACCGCCUUUGCAAUUCCGUCAACUCAUGCCGUUAGUGCGGCUGGCAGCGACGCUGCUAUCGCGGUUAACGAGGCACUUAUCAAUCUUGCGCAACAGCUAUCAACACAAGAUGGCGGCUGGGGAACAUCUCUUUCGGAGGCCUGCCUUGCAACCUGCGAGCAUCUCGGAGCUGCCCAUGCGUGUGUUUAUGUCUUAAGCAAGACCGACCUUUGGGCGGCAUCGGCAGCCAGCGCCGGUGUUGGUGCAGCCGAUGCCCUCGGGCGCGCCCUAAGCGCUGACCCGUUGUCCAACGCCUCUGCUGCAGCCGCCGUUAUGGGCGCGUACAAGGAAUCAUCUCAGGAAGCCCUGGUGUUCUGCGACGCCUCCGCUGCCGCUCGCAGCGGCGGCUGUCGCGACUCUUCCUCUUCAUUCGGCGGCCCGCUGCAGCUGCCGAGCGACUGGCGGGUGCUGCGGGCCGGGCACGGCUGCCGCCAGUUCGCUGCGGUGGGCUGCGUGGGGCCGGGCGGGGAGCUGCUGG
Messenger RNA from Astrephomene gubernaculifera, 822 nucleotides. The record is from the annotation of a GenBank genome assembly. Lineage: Eukaryota; Viridiplantae; Chlorophyta; Chlorophyceae; Chlamydomonadales; Astrephomenaceae.